AUGCCAUACCUAGGUAUGCAAGGCAAUACCUUGCUGGCAGCAAUUACUUGCACGUCUGGCAUGGGCUUCAUACUAUUCGGCUACGAUGAUGGGGUGAUGGGUGGCGUUCUCACAGCGCCAUCAUUUGAGAGUCAAUUCAACAUGGGCUCGACGAUGCAAGGCACUGUUACCUCAAUUUUCCUGGUCGGUGCCUUCUUCGGAUGUAUGGCCUCAGCUCUCCUGAAUGGAAAAUGGGGAAGAAAGACAGUGUCGCACGCUGGAUCUCUUGUGCUUAGCCUAGGUGCUGUGCUUCAGUCAUCGAGCUACAGUGUAGCGCAGCUUCUAGUCGGCAGGAUUGUCGCAGGUGUGGGCUUGGGUCUGAUUGUCUCCAAUAUCAUAAUGUGGCAGACCGAGCUCAGUCCAGGCCAUCUCCGCGGUCUUCUUGUUGCAUCAGCUCUCAGCUUUCUCAUUCUCGGACAACUAAUUGCAUACUGGCUGGAGUAUGGAAUUAGCGACGUACCUAGCAGCUUUUCAUGGCGCUUUCCAAUGGCUUUCCAGGCUGCCUUGGGUAUCGCUACCAGCGUGAUGCUACUUUUCGUUCCCGAGAGCCCACGAUAUCUGUAUCAAAAAGAGCUUCAUCAUGAAGCAAAGGAGGUCUUGACUCUAUUGAACACUCACCGCGAUGGCGUCAAUGAAGAGGCAUUACGACAUACCAUCACAGAGAUCACGGAAGCCAUUGCGAUUGAGUUAAGUCAAGCUACCUGGAGCGAUCUGCUGAAGGAUGACAAUGUUCGGUCCCGGCGGCGAGUAGCUCUUGCUUGCAUUUUAAAUGCUUGUCAAGCUUGGUCUGGUAGCACACCGAUUAGCUAUUACACCACUUACAUCUUCGAAAACUCAGUCGGCUUGUCGUACCACACAUCACUUCUAUUGUCUGGUAUCCUGCAAGUCUGGUUUCUGGUAGCUUCUUUCGGCACUUGGUAUACCAUCGAAAAGCUUGGACGUCGCAUCUCCUUUAUGGUCACGGCUGUUGGAAUGACAUGCUGUAUGGCCGUGCUUGCCGCAAUGAUUGCUAUCGACACCAAGAAGUCUGGAAUCGCUGGAUCUGCUAUGAUCUUCCUUUACCAAGCAUUUUACACAUGGGGUUUUAUGGGCGGAAUCUGGGUCUACGGUCCAGAGAUCAUGCCGUUGACACAUCGUGCGAAAGGCGAAGGUCUGGCGACAGCUUCUCUCUGGCUAAGCGCAUUCGUCGUGACCAAAAUCGUCCCAACAGCCAUCACAAAUAUCGGCUGGCGCGUCUACAUCAUCUUCGCCUGCUUCAAUCUUGCCUUUGUUCCAUUCGUGUACUUCUUCCUCCCCGAGACUGCCGGUCUGACAUUGGAGUCAAUCGACCUCUGCUUCAUGGACCGAUCUACUUCGCCUGUGAAGAAGGCGAACGAGAUGAGGAAGCAGUUGCGGAGCGGUGUGGCUGCCGUACUUGAACAUGGAAUUGAGGCAGGGAAAGAGAAAGAGAAGGAGAAGGAUGUUGUGCAUGUGGAGUGUUCUGCGAAAGACUAA
Messenger RNA from Pseudocercospora fijiensis CIRAD86, 1533 nucleotides. RefSeq lists its product as uncharacterized. NCBI's taxonomy places the organism in Eukaryota, Fungi, Ascomycota, Dothideomycetes, Mycosphaerellales, Mycosphaerellaceae. Gene Ontology annotation, molecular function: carbohydrate:proton symporter activity. Gene Ontology annotation, cellular component: membrane. Gene Ontology annotation, biological process: carbohydrate transport; transmembrane transport. The transcript has 5 exons. The coding region runs from base 1 to 1533 and encodes 510 amino acids. The record is from RefSeq and is a predicted model, not a curated record.